Molecule: messenger RNA, 1225 nt
Organism: Amblyraja radiata (thorny skate)
Lineage: Eukaryota; Metazoa; Chordata; Chondrichthyes; Rajiformes; Rajidae
Gene: sumf2
Product: sulfatase modifying factor 2
Exons: 9
Coding region: 72-1025 (317 amino acids)
Cellular component (GO): endoplasmic reticulum
Source: RefSeq, a predicted model, not a curated record
CAAGACCAACCCGCAGCUAGCUGCACGUCAGGCGAGGGCCCGAGGCUGCCGACCGGGCCUGUGUCGGCACCAUGCGCGGCCUCGUCGCUGUCCUGCCCGCUCUCUCGCUCCUGCUGUUGGAGCCGGCGGAGGCUUUCGUAGAUGGAGAUCUUUUGGAAAAGACUGUGAAUCUGCCUGGUGGAAGGUUUCUCAUGGGCACAAACGAGGCCGACGCUAGAGAUGGAGAAAACCCCAUCAGAGAAGUGACUGUGAAACCAUUUGCCAUAGAUCAGCAUCCAGUCACCAAUGCAGAAUUUAGAGCAUUUAUCAGAUCACAGAAGUACAAAACAGAAGCAGAAUCAUUUGGCUGGAGUUUUGUCUUUGAAGACUUUGUUUCAGAAGAACUGAAAAGCAAAGUGACACAAAAAAUCGAGUCUGCUCCUUGGUGGCUGCCUAUUGAAAGAGCUUUUUGGCGACAGCCAUCGGGCCCUGGCUCUGGAAUUAAAGAUAAAAUGGAUAAUCCAGUGGUGCAGGUGAGCUGGACUGAUGCCACAGUCUACUGCCAGUGGAAGGGUUUACGGUUACCCACUGAGGAAGAGUGGGAAUUUGCUGCUCGGGGAGGUCUGGAAGGUAGAGUGUAUCCAUGGGGAAAUAAGUUUCAGCCCAAUCGCACAAACCUUUGGCAGGGAAAAUUUCCAGAACAGGACACAGCAGAAGAUGGUUAUCAUGGUGUAUCCCCUGUGAAUGCAUUUCCACCACAGAAUCACUAUGGCAUCUAUGACAUGCUGGGAAAUACAUGGGAAUGGACUGAAUCGGAGUACGUUCCAGCAGGCCCACCGGUAAAGGUUGAAUCUCAGAAGAUUUACGUUCUGCGUGGAUCCUCAUGGAUUGACAGUGUGGAUGGACUUGUGAAUCAUAAAGCACGGGUCACAAGCAGAAUGGGAAACACCGCAGACUCAGCUUCCGAUAACCUGGGAUUCCGAUGCGCUAAAAGCCUGGCUCCAUCUAACCAUAAACAAAAAGGAAAGAAUAAAACUGAACUCUGAAAGGUGUAAUUUUAAAGCAAUUGGUGAAAUGUCAGCGGGCCAAUUUUGGGUGUCACACAGAUUGAAAUUGAACAUGUAUCUCAAGUAUCUCUUUCAACUAUCUCCUUCAAGUAUCCUUCAUAUUUAAUAAAUAAGUAUAUCUUUCUUUCAUAUUUGAUAAACAUUUUGACAUAUUAAAUAAAUUGAAUUUUGUUUGACUA